Miniopterus natalensis is the source of this 1457-nucleotide messenger RNA. Lineage: Eukaryota; Metazoa; Chordata; Mammalia; Chiroptera; Miniopteridae. The record is from RefSeq and is a predicted model, not a curated record.
ACGGGAACAUGGCGGCGCUCGGGCCCCCGGCGCGCACCUUGCGAGGCCUCCUACGGGAACUGCGCUACAUGAACGCAGGCACCGGCCGACCCUAUCGCGACACCGCAGCCUACCGGUACCUCGUGAAGGCUUUCCGCGCACAUCGGGUCACCAGUGAGAAGCUGUGCAGAGCCCAACAUGAGCUUCAUUUCCAGGCUGCUACCUAUCUCUGCCUUCUCCGCAGCAUCCGUGAACAUGUGGCCCUUCAUCAGGAAUUUCAUGGCAAGGGUGAGCGCUCAGUGGAGGAGUCAGCUGGCUUGGUGGGUCUCAAGUUGCCCCAUCAGCCUGGAGGGAAGGGCUGGGAGCCAUGAAAAUGGAGAGAUUCCUUGGAUGCUGCCUUCAGACAAGAAUUUAAUUAUUUCUAUCACUAUGUAUUUACCAUUAAAUUUUAUUUAAAGUUUAGGGGUUUUCUCUGUAAUUUUGUUGGCCAAGUGUUUCUUAUGGAGGUUUCAUCUUUACUCUCAGUGAAUUUAUUGAACUUCUUACGCUAAGCUGAUUGAUGUACUGGAUUUAUUUUAAAAAUUAUUAGUAUUUUUAUUUUAAAAUAAUGCAAGCCUAUUGUUAAGGAAUUCAAAUGGUAUAGACAUAAAAUAAGAGCCCUCUUCCUUUGUCCCUCCCUUCUCCCUUUCCCAUUCCCAGGUGGUAACUAUUACUAACAGUUUGGUGUGCAUCUUUCUAGAUAUUUCUUAUGCAUAUACAGACAUACAAUUAUGCAUAUAUACUUUAUUUAAAAUAUACAAAUAUCAUGUGUUAACAUCCUGGCAGGAAACAGAAGGCACACUCAAAUAGGGUUACUGAGGACAGGUUAUGAAGAGAUAUAUAAAGUCGUGGCCUGAAUUAAGGUCAACAGGAUGGGCUAACUACAGUGUGGUGCUAUUAUGGGGUGGGCAAAAGUAGGUGAAUAAUAAUAAAUGAUACAAUAAUAAGUAAAUACAAAAAUAAACUGUUUCCCAUACUCACAACUGUAAACCAACUUUACCGACUCUAUUACUUCCCUAGGCCUGACAGAGGUGACCCUUGGGUAUAAGAACAUGGCCACCACUCAGCUAUAGGCCUCAGAGAGAGAAGGAAUAUACUGACUUCUCUCUCCCUCUGCAUUCUGCAUUCCUCUCCUCAUCUGAUCAGCAAUUUCUGCUGCUUUAAGGCUCUAACUUCCUUCUCCCCCUCAAUCUUCACUGCCUCCAUCCUAGUUCAAGCACUGAUAAUCUUUUGGUUGAACUAUUAAACUAGUCUCCUAAAUGGCCCCCUUGCUUCUAACAUCCUGAAUUCCUCAAAUAAAAAAAUUAUUCUUCCUGUGAACUACCAACAGCACUUUUUCUGUGCCCUUUGUGGUAUAUGUCAGUUUCUUCUGAUAUUACGUAAUUGUAGACAUGUCUUAUAACCUAUUUUUCCCUGGUCUGUAAAGUCCUUAAGACUAA